AUGCAGAGUGUAAACCUGUCGCGGAGCUGCACGCAAGGAGAGCCUGAGACCCGCUUACUGCGUGUGCUGGAGGCUCAGCAAGAUGAAGAUCUCGAGAUCCUCAGCGAUUCAAUAGCUGUGCCAUCUGCUCCAAAGGAAUGGCCGACAUUGCUCCGUGCCUGGACUGGCCGAGUUACCCUAGGUCUGCUUGCCAUGGCAGCGGUAAUUGCUCUGCAGCACCGAUGGAAAGCCAGCAGGACAAGCCACCAUGCUCGCGAUGCCAUCUCCAUGACUGAUGGCUCCGCCUUCCGUGGCCCCAGGAAUACACUGAGUGUUUUUCAUCAUAGCGAUGCCCGAAGUCAGCAUCCUUCUGCCUAG
Symbiodinium pilosum is the source of this 357-nucleotide messenger RNA. Lineage: Eukaryota; Dinophyceae; Suessiales; Symbiodiniaceae. The record is from the annotation of a GenBank genome assembly.